Molecule: messenger RNA, 5197 nt
Organism: Toxotes jaculatrix (banded archerfish)
Lineage: Eukaryota; Metazoa; Chordata; Actinopteri; Toxotidae
Gene: rbm15
Product: RNA binding motif protein 15
Exons: 1
Coding region: 127-2679 (850 amino acids)
Biological process (GO): regulation of alternative mRNA splicing, via spliceosome
Cellular component (GO): nucleus
Molecular function (GO): mRNA binding
Source: RefSeq, a predicted model, not a curated record
CUGUUGUUGUUUUGCCGCAGGGUCAGUGAAUAAAUCCGCUUUUCAUUUCAUCAUUUUUCGGAACUAAUUUGCAGAAACAGCACUGAAAAAACAGGCACCCCGAUAGUCGGCACCGUGUGGACUGAAAUGAAAGGUAAAGAGCGGUCGCCGAUUAAAAAACGCUCCCGGGCCUUGGACGAUAUUCGAGACAGGGGAGGAUGCCACCCGACCAGCAAGAAAAUGGGGGCUCUCUCCGUUUCCAGUGGGAGUAAUAAUGGAAAUAGCUCGACCAAAAGCGACGGUGGCUCGACGAGAAGGAGUCUACUCGGUGAGAAAAGAGAGAGAGACUUCGACAGUCAUAGCCGGGCUGGAAAUAAUCACAGUUGUCAGUCUGCAGCAGCUAGCUCCGUCGGUAAAAACCACAACCUGAGCCUGACGCUGGACUUAGCCUCACCGAGGACCACUUCACGGGGUGAGCAGCGGGUUCAGCCGCCCAGCGCCGAGAGUGAGUACAAAACCCUCAAAAUAAGCGACCUCGGCACCCAGCUGAGCGACGAGGACGUAGAGGACGGACUCUUUCAUGAAUUUAAGAAAUUUGGGGACGUUAGCGUUAAGAUAAGCCGUAGCAACGACGAGCGGAUAGCGUUCGUGAAUUUCAGGAAGCCGGAGGACGCCAGAGCUGCUAAGCACGCCAGGGGUCGGCUGGUGCUGUACGACCGGCCGCUGAAAAUUGAGGCAGUGUACAUCAACAGGAGGAGAAGCCGCUCUCCUGUGGAGAGAGACUUGUAUGGUGCAGCUCAAAGCCAUAGACAUUUGCAGAGACCCCUCUCGCCUACGGGGCUCGGAUAUAGAGACUACCGCCUGCAACAGCUGGCCUUGGGACGGCUCCCCCCUCCUCCGCCGCCCCCUUUGCCCAGAGAACUGGAGCGGGACAGGGAAUUUGCCCUGUUUGAAGCCAGGGCACGUCCAGCUUUCAUUGCAGAACGAGCAGCUUUUCGGGAGGAGGAUUUUAUAUCUCCAGAAGAUGACCAAAGAGCCAAUAGGACGUUGUUUUUAGGCAACCUGGACAUAACUGUUACAGAGGCCGACCUGAGGAGAGCCUUUGACAGAUUUGGGGUCAUUACAGAAGUGGACAUUAAAAGACCCACAAGGGGACAAACCAGCACAUAUGGAUUUCUGAAAUUUGAGAACCUUGACAUGGCUCACCGUGCUAAGCUUAGUAUGUCUGGCAAAAUAGUGGGCCGCAACCCCAUAAAGAUAGGCUACGGGAAAGCAACUCCUACUACACGCCUGUGGGUGGGUGGACUUGGACCUUGGGUUCCUUUAGCUGCCCUGGCAAGAGAGUUUGAUCGCUUUGGCACUAUAAGGACCAUUGACUACAGAAAGGGAGAUACCUGGGCCUACAUACAGUAUGAAAGUUUGGAUGCUGCACAGGCAGCAUGCACACACAUGAGGGGCUUCCCCCUGGGAGGUCCAGAGAGAAGACUUAGAGUCGACUUUGCUGACACUGAGCACCGUUACCAGCAGCAGUUCUUGCAGCCUCUCCCAAUCCCACCUUUUGACAUGGUGGCUGAGUCAUUUGUCCACCGCGCCACACCUGAACCACUGAGGGUCAGGGAACGGACUCCACCGCCGCUUCACUUCAGGGAGAGAGAACUCUUUCCUGGAACCGAGUGGCCAAACCCGGCUAUUCGUGAGCGAGUACGUGCCUCACCUUUCGAGCCUCUGGAGCAUUUGGAACGUGACCGACGGGCAAGGGAGCCCUGGUCUUUGGAACGAGAGCUGCAGGGACGAGAACCUGUACGCAAGCGGCGUGUAAUGGAGGACGGGCGUCAUAUAGACCACUCCCCUGACAGUACUGAGAGGACAUUAAGGCGCAGACGUGCUUCUCCAGAUGGCAGUCCUGGAGGUAGCAGCAGAGAUGGAGGUCGCUUCAGUGACUCAGAGCGACCUUUGCGGGGUGAGAGGCCCUCCCCAGCACGAGAACGUCACAGCAGCCUGGAAAGAAGUGGGGCUGAACGGAGACUCAAAAGCCAGAGUCUCUCUGACAAGGGACCUUCAAGCAGCAGCGUUUCAGCAGUUGGAGAACGUAAGCGCAAAAUAGGUGAUGGUGGUAAAGGACUGGCCAAGAGAGAACGUUCUGAGAGCAGUUCCAAGGGAGGCCAGCUGUCCAAGCUGGAUGGCACCAGACUCAGUUUGGCCUGGCAUGGUAUGCUAUUGCUGAAGAACAGCAACUUUCCAGCCAACAUGCACCUUCUGGAGGGUGACCACAAUGUAGCCAGUGACCUGCUUGUUGACGGCUCAACAGGGAGGCAGGUGAGCGAGCUAAAGAUCACCCAGCGUCUCCGUCUGGACCAGCCCAAGCUUGACGAGGUUUCCAGGCGCAUCAAGGUGGCGGGUCCUGACGGCUACGCCAUUCUGCUGGCUGUUCCUGGGACCACAGAGGAUAUAUCUUCGGCUGACCCUGCAGCAUCAACUCAGCGGCCACUUCGUAACCUGGUGUCCUACCUCAACCAAAAACAAGCAGCAGGAGUCAUCAGCCUGCCUGUGGGAGGGAGCAGAGAUAAAGACAACACAGGGGUUCUUCAUGCUUUCCCUCCAUGUGAUUUCUCCCAGCAGUUCCUGGAUUCCUCUGCCAAAGCUUUGGCUAAAAGUGAAGAGGACUAUCUAGUCAUGAUUGUGGUUCGUGGAGCAUCUUAAAAAAAAUCAGAACACACUAAGUUCAAGUCAUGUAAAAAAAAAAAAUCUGCUGUAUGUCAGUAACUAUUGCAUGCUGUGUGUUCUGCAUUAUGGGGUACACUAGUAUGGUUCUUGAGUGUUUGUAUGUUGCCAUGUAAUCCACUAAAAGGACAAACAGUGCCCUUCAACAAAACUAAAAGGGUGUGUGGUUUUGAAGUCAUUUUUAAAAUGGUGUAUGAAUUGCUCUCAAAGUCAAACCUGCAGUAAUUCAGUUCGAAUACUGUACAACAUGAGGAGAAUUUGGUGAUUAAAUUUCAGUUUCACUUGAGAUAAGUCAUAUAGAAAACAUCUGGUUUAUCUGCAGGUUUCAAAUCUUAGCUAUCCAGAUAUACCAGAAGAAAAGGAAAAGCAAAUUUAGAAAUGCAAGGAGUGGACACAAUAACACCUCCACUACAAUAAAACCGCAAACUCUGGCCUCUCAAAUUAUUAUCGCAUUAAAUCCACUUUUUCCUGACACAGUGUUAAACAAAAGCUUAAAAGUACAAGAUUAGCAAAGGUUGUAUUUGUUUCUGGGCUAGUAUACUGUACUGCCUUAGAUUGUACAGGUGUUGUUGUUGUGUCUACCUCCUACACAGGUACUUACAUGAGGGGAAUCAAAAACAUAAUUUUUCAGAGCUUUGAAUUACAGUGCAAUAAUAUUUCUACUAUAAUCACUUUUUGAUGGAUGGAUUCAAAGGUGAGCAUGACAGUUUUACAUUUAUGGAUUUCAGUAAAGGUGUAGUGAAUGAUUCGGUACUGCAGUUUCAAAGCAAAUCACUUUGGCAAAAGAGCCCUGUUAUAUAUUUUUUUGUGGUCAAAACACAUUUUGCAACUCUUCUCCAGCACACCACGCUCCACUUACCAAAGGUUUUUGGUUAUCUUGACAUCAUCAGGUAACCACCCUGAUGGGAGCAAAAUUAUUUGAUAAAUAAGGAGCGGUGUGCAGAGGAAGAGUUGUGCUAUGUGUUCUAAUUUUGAUGGGCUUUCAUUGAAGCUCACACUGGUCCUUGUGUGCAUUUUCAAAGGCUGGAAAAUCUUUCGAGGGUCAACAGAUGAAAAGUGUGUCCAAACUAGAGCUGUGUUGAUAAAAAAGAUUCUCCUAUUCUGAGUCGAUUCUAAAUUUAUUUUCUAAAGAUCGAUUCGUACGUUCUCGCGUACAAAUUCGCAUCAUCGAAUUCACGCAUGCGCGCAUGGUGUGAAGCUAGCAAACAGUGAACAUGGCGUCCUACGUAAUUUAGUAAUGCCCAAGUUUGUACUUUUUUAUUUUUUACGUCAACUAAGCUUUGCUUACUGUCCAACGAUGUUCAUUGUUUGGUAGCUUCACACCACGCACGCAUGCGUGAAUUCAAUGACGCGAGCUCGUACACUAGCACGUACGAAUCGCUCUUUAGAAAAUAAAUUGAGAAUCGAUUCAGAAUAGGAUUUUAUCAACACAGCUCUAGUCCAGACAGCUCAUACAUUUCAGUUACCUACAUUGACAUCUGUGUUUGAAAAAUUAUUUUCAGUUUCACGGUUUGGAUUUGAGUGUAUUUUAGAUUGUGUUCCAUAGUACUGGAACACUAAUACAAAUUGCAAGAUAGACAAUGAACUUGGUGUGUGCGCAGUCCACUGGUAAAACUAAAUUGUCAUGUCAACUCUGGAAUGCUAAAUACUAACAGAUGUAAGAUUUUUGCCCAGGGAACAGCCCAUAACACAAUACGCAUAGCAUAGUAAAACAGAUACUAACAUGUCUCUCAUAUUUUUUACUUCAUAUUUUAUUUUGUGCAUCCCUACCUUAGACAUGGUUGUGUAAUGUGAUCUAUAAAAAACUACAGUAGUAAUGGAUAAAAAACUUAGAGAAGUUUGUGUUGAUAUUUGACAGUCUGUUUCAUUUAUUGCUCUGAAACCAGUAGGUCCUCCAAGAAUAAUAUUCAGUAUAAUUAAAAUGUUGGUACAAAAUAACAAAAACCUGCAAUUUGUUCAGUAAGUAGGUCUGUAAUUUUAAAGUUUUAACAGUACCGUAACAAUGGAUGUUUGAAUUUCAAUUUUAGAGGUUUAAAUUUGAUAAUAUUUUACUCAUGGCUGCCAACAUGUUCCAAAGGCCUACUUACCAUAUUUUCUUUUGCCAUUGUAUGUUUGUCCUGCGGUAGUGAUCCACCCUGAAUUAUAAUUUGCUGAGUUUGGUUUGAUAUGUAUUGAAAACAUUCAUAUGUGGCAAAGUUGUUAUGUGUCAACACCGCACCCACUGCAACGCUGGACUCCCGAGGAGACGAGUGCAGAGCUGAAAACCUCUGCAGAGAAGGCAACCUAGUGUUUGUGAGUCCUCGCUGAUGAGGCAGCUUUUAAGUUGUGUAGCCCAUCUGCACCUGUGAUGACUUCUGUUUUAAAUGGAAAGUUGAGCAAUGUACACUUUGAUGUCAUGGGAAAGGAAAAUCCAUAGAGCCCAUGCGAAGCUGUUCACAUACCUGAAAGUGCGUUUGGGCACUUAAUGUGACCGAUUAUCAAUAAAUUGUUCAUUUGA